AUGUAUCAGAUGUUUGGCACGGGAAAGCUUGCCGGGAGUGUUUCUGUUGCUCUUGGGCUGCUGAGCUUUCUCAGCAACAUUGCAACUGUAUCUGCCCAUGUAUCACAGGCCACCGACGAGAUUGGAGUCCUAGCUUACGGCUUCGAUUUGAGCGAGGUUCGGCUCACUGACGGCCGCUGGCUGGAAAACCAGGAGAGGACAUUGACGUACCUCAAAUGGGUCGACACUGAGCGUUUGCUCUAUAACUUUCGCUCAAACCAUGGCCUUGAUACACAAGGCGCAGCUACCAAUGGUGGAUGGGAUGCGCCAGACUUCCCUUUCCGCACUCACGCUCAAGGCCAUUUUCUCACCGGCUGGGCACAGUGUUACGCUGUCCUCGGAGACGAACAGUGCCGUGACCACGCCACACACUUUGUGGCCGAACUUGCCAAGUGUCAGGCGAAUAAUGAGGCGGUCGGGUUCAACGCUGGAUACUUGUCAGGCUUCCCCGAGUCGGAGAUCGCGAAGGUCGAGAACCGUACGCUGAGCAACGGAAACGUGCCGUACUACGCGAUCCACAAGACUCUUGCUGGCCUGCUCGACGUGUGGCGCUAUGUGGGAGACGAGACAGCCCGUGAUGUGCUUCUCGCCCUGGCCGGCUGGGUGGAGUGGCGAACCGGCCAGCUGUCCUACGACCAGAUGCAGGCCAUGAUGGCUACGGAAUUCGGUGGGAUGAACGAGGUCCUGGCAGAUGUCUACCACCAGACCGGAGACGAGCGAUGGCUGAAGACUGCCCAGAGGUUCGACCAUGCUUCUAUUUUCGACCCCUUGGCCGCGAACCGGGACGAGCUCAAUGGGCUGCAUGCCAACACCCAAGUGCCCAAAUGGAUCGGUGCCGCCCGUGAGUUCAAGGCCACGGGAACCCAGAGGUACCUGGAUAUUGCCAAAAACGCCUGGGACUUUACCGUCAACCAGCACACCUAUGCCAUUGGCGGCAACAGCCAGAGCGAGCACUUCCGAGCUCCCAAUGCCAUCGCAGCGUUCUUGAAUAAAGAUACGUGUGAGGCAUGUAACACCUACAACAUGCUCAAGCUGACUCGUGAGCUGUGGCUCUUGGAUCCCUCGGACUCUUCAUACUUUGACUACUACGAGCGUGCCUUGAUCAACCACCUUAUCGGGCAGCAGGAUCCCUCUAGCAGCCAUGGACACAUCACGUAUUUCACGCCCUUGAACCCCAGUGGACGUCGUGGAGUCGGCCCAGCUUGGGGAGGUGGUACUUGGAGCACGGAUUACGACAGUUUCUGGUGCUGCCAAGCCACUGCGCUGGAGAUCAACACCAAGCUCAUGGACUCCAUCUACUUCCAUGAUGACAGCACGCUCUAUGUCAACCUGUUCACUCCUUCUCAGGUUACUUGGUCGGCUCGCAGUGUCAUCGUCAACCAGACUACGACCAUUCCUGAAUCUGACACCGCCACGUUCUCGAUCGAGGGAUCGGGCGAGUUUGCUAUCGCACUACGCAUUCCGUCCUGGACCAGCAAUGUUGAGAUCCAGGUCAAUGGCUCUCCCGUCUCCGUGGAGGCAAACCCUGGAUCAUACGCUACCAUUUCACGAUCCUGGGCAAACGGCGACGUCCUGACCGUGAAGCUUCCCAUGGCCUUGCACACUGUCGUGGCCAACGAUGACUCCUCGGUGGCGGCAGUUGCAUACGGCCCGACAAUCCUCGCCGCCAACUACGGGGACCGCACCUUGUCUGCGGUACCGGAGCUUGAUCUGGGUACUGUGAAGCAGGUGGAAGGGCUGAGCUUCGAGGGUACAGUUGGUGGGGAGACGGUUUCUCUUGGGCCAUUCUAUGAUGCUCACGGCUUCAACUACAAUGUGUAUUGGAAGAUCAGUGGCUCGUUCUAA
This is a messenger RNA of Clonostachys rhizophaga, 1884 nucleotides long. The record is from the annotation of a GenBank genome assembly. NCBI's taxonomy places the organism in Eukaryota, Fungi, Ascomycota, Sordariomycetes, Hypocreales, Bionectriaceae.